AUGUUUGCAGGGGAAGAUAUAAAGCUUCUGAAUUCCUACCGAAGCGAGGCAACAGAUUCAAAGGUGGACAUCAUCUCUAAAAGUCUGCAAGAUACCGAAGAGGGGCCAUAUGAAGAUGGUGAUGAUGAAACUGAACAUGUCUAUAUCAAAAAACUUGAAUAUGCUUUUGUAGUUACCUUCCUAAAUAGCUUAUAUACCUGUAAUUAG
Messenger RNA from Lactuca virosa, 207 nucleotides. The record is from the annotation of a GenBank genome assembly. NCBI's taxonomy places the organism in Eukaryota, Viridiplantae, Streptophyta, Magnoliopsida, Asterales, Asteraceae.